AUGCAUUUACGUGACAUUGGUUCUAUGGACUACGAGAGUAACGGAGGCGAUCACAGCAUGGCUCAACACCAUGAUAUGGGCCAUCACAACAUGCCACCCCACCAUGAUAUGGGCCAUCACAAUAUGCCCCCACACCAUGAUAUGGGCCACCAACAUCAGCCGAUGGAUACAGACAAGCAUUAUAACGAUCACAUGGGCGAUGGAUAUGAUCAAAGUUACGGUGAUCCACACAGCAUGACUAUGAGCAAUGACGGUUAUCAUCACGAAGAUCUUGAUCACCGUCAGUUUGAAGAUCAUCACCACAAUGGCGGGGACGGUCCAGUAGCUGACCAUAUCGUGCCAGGUGCUGGCGAUCACGCCCAGAUGGACGUUGGGCAUGACGUCACUACGGGGUACAACGACCAAGAAGCGUUUCACAGUGACGUUCAUUCUCAAUCAGCGAAUCACGAAGGUGGAGGCGAUUGGGGAGAACAUGGAGGAGGAGAGGAUUACGAUCAGUCUGGUUACGAUGGACAAAGUUAUGACCAGGGUUACGGGGGAGGAUUCGAAGAUGGAUACCAAGGACCACCCGGAGAAGCAUUUCGAGGAAGAGGAGGAGGAAUGGCACGGCCACCUUUCCGAGGAUUUCCUCCAGGACGUGGUGGUGUGAUGCCACCACCAAUGUUCAACGGUCAAGCACCUCCUGGGCAACAGCCACCGCCACAAUUUUUCCGCGGACGUGGAGGACCACCGGUCAUGCCACCAAUGCGAGGUGGCGCUGUUCCGCCGGCCGCAGGAACGCCCCCUGCGGCUGCGCCUGGGCCAGUACCCGCUCGUGGAGGCUUCGCACCGCCACCAUUUCGCGGUCGUGGUUUCCCUCCGCCACGCGGCGGAUUUCCACCGUUUCGCGGCGGAUAUCCAGGAGCGUUUCCCCCAGGAUUCCCCCCUGGCUAUGCUCCUCCAGCACAGUCACAGGGAGCUCCACCGGCACAGGGACCUCCACCGGCACAAGGAGCUCCACAGGCGCAGGGACCUCCACAGGCACAGGGACCUCCACCGACACAGGGACCUCCACCGACACAGGGACCUCCACAGGCGCAGGGACCUCCACAGGCACAGGGACCUCCACCGACACAGGGACCUCCACAGAGCCAAGUACCCACAUCGGCUUCAGCACCAACCCCGGCCCAUACACAGACUCAAACACCGGCUAUGGUUGACCAAGCAACGAGGCUGAAAAGGCUUGCAAAUUGUGCAGAAGACGAGGAGUUAUGGGUGGAAGCCGAGUCGCCAGAAGGAAAACCAUACUUCUACCACUGGCAGACACGUGAAACUGUGUGGGAUCGUCCGGAAAAAGCUAAGGUCGUUGGUCAAACAGAACUUGCUGAAUUGAUUCAAAAGUCGAGUGAGGAAGAGAGGAAGGAACGGGAAGGCUGA
Cooperia oncophora is the source of this 1416-nucleotide messenger RNA. Lineage: Eukaryota; Metazoa; Nematoda; Chromadorea; Rhabditida; Trichostrongylidae. The record is from the annotation of a GenBank genome assembly.